This is a messenger RNA of Dentiscutata erythropus, 962 nucleotides long. NCBI's taxonomy places the organism in Eukaryota, Fungi, Glomeromycota, Glomeromycetes, Diversisporales, Gigasporaceae. The record is from the annotation of a GenBank genome assembly.
AUGUUGAUUAACUCUUCUUUAUUUAGGUACCUUACUGAUGCCUCAAAACUACGGACCCCUCCAAGAUCGCAAGUUGAUGAGAUUAAUGAGAAAUAUUUAUCGUCAACCGAAUGUCCAAAUCAUGAUAAACACAAAGAUAUAUUACCUGAAAUUGUGCGUGACACGCCGAGAAAUCCUUUAAUCGGGUCUAGUAUUAAAAAAAAUAGCCCAAUUGUAACGGAAAAUGAUUUGGCUCUAGUUUUUCGAGGGAGAAGAUAUGCUAUUCCACCACAAUUUUAUGAAAACGACGAUGAUGACGAUGAAGAAUUCAAAAUGGACAUAAAACCGCGGAAUUUAUUACCUCUUUUUUUGGCUGAAGCUGCAAGUUCAUCACAAUCUGCAGAGUCCGUCGAAUCUAAUAUAACAAAAAAAGCAAACAACGACAAAGAUGAACCUACAAUAAAUAUUUCCACGGCAAACACAACGAAAGCUAAAGAUGAUUCCGACAAUUCCUCUGAAAAACCUACGAAAAAAUCAGGCUCACGAAACAAACGUAUCACUGAUUAUGGUAAAGGUACAAAACGAAAUUAUUCUAAGCCAACUGCAACUCGAAAAUCCAAAAGAUUGAAGCAUAUGACAACUAAGAGUUCUGAUUUAUUAUCAUCUAUUUCUAAUGGAUUUACAGAUGGAUUGGCAAAAUUCGAUAUUGAAUUACAAGUACCUAAACUUAACAAAUAUUUUUUCCACAAAUUUAUAAAAAAAGAUGAUCCUUCCGAUACUUCAGGGAAUUCUGGUGCAGUUGCUUUAUUUAUGAGUGGCGAAAAAGACGAUGAGAUAUGGAAAACCAUCCAGAAAAAAGUCAAUUCGGAAUAUAUUGAUCAUGAAGAAGGGCUUAAGUUACCUAAUAUCGUGGUUAUUGGAAGUCAGAGUUCUGGUAAAAGUUCUGUACUCGAAGUUAUCGUUGGACAUGAAUUUUUGCCAAA